GGACUAGGCUCGCUGCUUUUGAUGGACAAAAAGAUUCAGUUGGUCUUCGAUCUUUAACGGCUCAGAUAUUUCGGAUCUAUUUGACCCGAACACGAUCUUAUGCGACCCGCCUUACGUGUCACCGAUCCCUGGUUUUCUCUAUCUCAUCUUUCCUACAAAACUACCUACCCGAAGCUCCGGGAUUCCCGACGCCAAUCUCCGGUGGCCGGUAAAAAAUUGUUCCGGCCGUUCCUCCUUCAUUUAUCUAUCCAGCGUAAACAAGUGUCGAUUUUUCCCUUUGAAUUAUUAAACCCGAGAAGCUGGAAUGGCUUCAGACGACGAUGAUGAAAGCCUCGCCCAAUUCCUUGAAUCCGAAGUCCUCUCUGCGAUGUCUGAUCAGGAGGACGAAAAGAGGGAAGGAGGGAUUGAGGAAGAGAAUGAGGAUGGAGAUGCAAACACAAUGCUUUUCGUGGAGGAUGAUUUUAUCGACGAGGCAGAAGAAGUUGAGAUGAGGAAGGAGGAGGAGGAAAAUGAGGAUGCAGAGGACAAGGAAAUCAAUAAAAUGCUGAUUGAAGAUGGUGGUACUAGUUGCGACGAUGAGGACAAGGAGCAGGAACAGGGAGAAGAGAGGAAAGCAAAGCGAAAGAAAAUUGAGGAAGUUGAUAGCAGCAUUAAUAGGCAACCCAUGAUGUUGAAAGCAUGUAAUAUGUUAUCUUCAACUGAAUCAGCUUCCUUGUCUCCAAAGGUUACUGAAACUGAUGAAGGUAAGGGCGGCAAGGGAAAUAGUAGCGACAAGGGACGUAAGAGACUUGAGACAGGGAAUUUGAGCAAAGUUCCUCCUGAACUCUUUCGUAACAUACUUAAAUUUCUCUCCUCGGAGGAUCUUGUUUCUUGCUCCUUGGCCUGCAGAUUUCUUAAUUUGGCUGCUUCGGAUGAGUCGUUAUGGCGUAGCCUGUAUUCAAUGCGGUGGGGUCUGCUGCCACCAAAGAAGUUGCGAGAAUGCGCUUGGAAGAAGCUGUACAUUCAGCGUGAUGAAGAAGACAUGGUGGAGUUAGUUAGGAGCUGCCCACCGGAAUUUAAAGAGUAUUACAUACAAAUGCAGGCAGCAAAGAGAAGCCAGGCACCUCUCGCUUCGCAGGUGCUUGAUGACCGGGUUAGUAUUGACAAGACUGUUACCGAUCAAGUUUCUUCUUGGAAGAGCAGUAGAGGCCUUGGUGAUAAGGUGGUUGCAGAUCAUGCUUGUUCUGGGGAUAAAUGUAGUUAUUUUAAUAUUGGUGAUGCUUUUGUCUGUGAGAAGACUGGAAAUGUUCAUGUUUGUGGUGAUACUUGCAAAGAAGCUGUUGCUGAUCCAGUAAAUGAACUUCUGGUUUGUACCAUAUCAGGCCGUUGUUUUGACAGAUUACUCUCUCCGGAUGAAAUAGAAUCUGAGGUCAGAAAGUACAAUUCUUUUGCAUAGGUUGCCUGCUUGCAUAAAUUUACUCCACUUUCAGAAGUGCAUUAAAGAAAUACUUGACCUGCAAAACUGACAGAUCAAUCUUCUAAGUUGCCUUACAUAGCCAAUAACAUCAAAUAAGUCUUCCCUGGCUAAGUUUGACUUGGUUUGAUGAUUUAUUUAACAUGUAGCUAGGCUUCUUUGUAGUGUUGCUUCUUUUACUCAUUUGCUAUGUUUCCAUAAGACUGAUGUUGCUUAGAUAUAAUGGAAGUUUUUUUUAUGAUUUGACGUAGGGCUUUUAUUUGAAAAACAAAGUUGCUUUCAGUUAUUUACCUUUGAAGUCACUGUAUCAAAUGUGUUUUCUGAAGUAGUUUCUUUCCUCACCCCUUGUUUUCUGGUUUGUGAUCAUCUAAGGAAGGUGCUCAUUUCCCAUUUCCAUUUGAAUUACAGGAACAACAACAGGGUGGUGUUACGGAUGAAGCAGAGCCCUUCAUGGGGUCUGGCCGUUUUGGUAUGUUUUGAUUCUUAACCCUUCAAUCCUUAGUCGAGUGUUUGAGUUCAUCCUUUUCUAAUUCGCCUGUGCAUUUCAGCUCGAGCUUACCAGAUUGGUUACAAUUGCACCAGUGAGAAAGAGCUAGAAUCUACUUGGAGGUUCUGCUGCUGAUUUAUUUAUCUAGCUGGACUUCACUUUCAUGGUUGAGAAAUUGCAUGAUUUUAUGUUACAGAUCUUCCCCACCCCGUUUGUAUUUGAAAAAAGCACCCUUCUUCAAGGGCGUCAGCUUGUCUUAAAUUGUUCUAUUGCAGUUUGAUUACAGUAUAAGUUAUAACAAUAUUUUCCUAAUAGAAACGAUGAUAGAACGACAUUUUGUCUGACCUUGUGGCAGUUUUCUUCUUUCUCAUUUUUUAGGCCAGAGAAAAUUAUGACUAAAUUAAUUAAAUAUGCUUUAAAAUGUUACUGUGCCUCGCUUCUUGUUCUUGGUGGUGAUAUUUUUGGUCUUUUGCGAACCGG
Messenger RNA from Oldenlandia corymbosa var. corymbosa, 2420 nucleotides. The record is from the annotation of a GenBank genome assembly. NCBI's taxonomy places the organism in Eukaryota, Viridiplantae, Streptophyta, Magnoliopsida, Gentianales, Rubiaceae.